Messenger RNA from Closterium sp. NIES-67, 1021 nucleotides. Lineage: Eukaryota; Viridiplantae; Streptophyta; Zygnematophyceae; Desmidiales; Closteriaceae. The record is from the annotation of a GenBank genome assembly.
GGCUUCACGGGUACGAUUGGUUCCACAACGUACUUUCAAGAGCAUUACCUUCGUUUUCUCCGCGUCUGUCGCGCCACUCUCGUCUAAGCUCUUCUGGUUCUGUGCGGGCGUCUCGCACGUCUCCUAGCUACCCUGUCCUCGGUUUUGCAGCUGUGCCCGUCAUCCAGAGAUGGCCAGCCUACUUUCCUCGUCUUUGCAGGGGACUCUCCUCAAGAUUCCUGCAGGCUCCGUUUCCGCCCCUCCGUCUCGCACGCUCACCGCCGUAGUCGCUCACAGCGGCGCAUUUCCCGCGAGGAAACAGACCGCAGCCAGAAGACCGCUGUCGACGCCGCUGCGAGCGUCGGAGUUGACGGCGAUCGACACGUUUACGUCGGAGCUGGAAGAGCUCGAGGGAAUGGUUGACGGAGAGUACGAGGAGGUGCCGGUGCACACGGUGACGGUUCACGACAGGGUGCGAGGAACGACGUACACGGUCGAGGUGCCUCAGGAUCAAUACAUCCUCCAAACAGCGGAAGAGGAAGGCAUCAAGUUGCCCUUCGCAUGCCGACAUGGCUGCUGCACUGCCUGUGCUGUCCGGGUGAUAUCUGGUGAGCUGGUGCAACCAAGGGCGCUUGGCAUUUCGCAAGAGCUCAAGGAGAAGGGUUACGCCCUGCUGUGUGUGGGGAUUCCGCUUUCAGACCUUGAAGUGGAGACACAGGACGAGGAUGAAGUGUACUGGCAGCAGUUUGGCAAGUACUUUGCACGAGGUCCAAUUGAGCGUGACGAUUAUGCUCUGGAGCUUGCAAUGCAAGACGAGUAAAUGCUGGCUUGCACAGGAUGGGGAUUUUAUUGCUUUGUUUGAGCCUAUGCUGCUUAUCCUUGUCAGCCGCUUGUUCAGCAUAAUAAAGUUCCUCCUUUGCCCUAGUCAUGGCGUAGGUUAGAUAUGUCUGAAAAGUUGCUUCUGGUGGCUGCAUAUGUGCUCCAGGCCAUGGGUGAUGAGACUCCUACGUGAAUGUUUGCCCUUUGUUACAUUAGAGUGCAU